Molecule: messenger RNA, 4150 nt
Organism: Mastomys coucha (southern multimammate mouse)
Lineage: Eukaryota; Metazoa; Chordata; Mammalia; Rodentia; Muridae
Gene: Deptor
Product: DEP domain containing MTOR interacting protein
Exons: 9
Coding region: 180-1409 (409 amino acids)
Biological process (GO): intracellular signal transduction; negative regulation of TOR signaling
Molecular function (GO): protein binding
Source: RefSeq, a predicted model, not a curated record
ACUCGCCAACCUCUUCGGCUUACCCGCAGGGAUUCCCUCACCAGCCAAUCGCGUCUGAGCCUCGGGUCCGCCUGGAACAAAGAUGGCCGGGGCGGCCUCGGUGAGGGCACCCUGAUCCAAAUGCCAGGCGCACCCGCCGGGACAGCAAAGGCAGAGUGGCAACCGCGCGGUUCAGGAGCAUGGAAGAGGGCAGCAGCGGCGGCAGUGGUGGCAGCGACAGCAACGCCGGCGGGAGUGGCGGGGCGCAGCAGAGAGAGCUGGAACGCAUGGCUGAAGUCCUAGUUACCGGAGAGCAGCUCCGGCUGCGGCUCCAUGAAGAAAAAGUUAUUAAAGAUAGACGGCAUCAUCUCAAAACCUACCCAAACUGCUUUGUUGCAAAAGAACUGAUUGACUGGCUCAUUGAACACAAGGAGGCCUCUGACCGAGAGACAGCGAUAAAACUCAUGCAGAAAUUAGCUGACCGGGGCAUCAUUCAUCACGUGUGUGAUGAGCACAAGGAAUUCAAGGAUGUAAAGCUCUUCUACCGCUUUAGAAAGGAUGAUGGGACCUUCCCACUGGACAACGAGGUGAAGGCCUUCAUGAGAGGACAGAGGCUGUAUGAAAAACUGAUGAGCCCUGAAACUACACUCCUCCAACCUAGGGAAGAAGAGGGGGUAAAGUAUGAGCGAACCUUCAUGGCAUCUGAAUUCCUGGACUGGUUGGUUCAGGAAGGUGAAGCCACAACAAGGAAAGAGGCAGAGCAGCUUUGCCACCGGCUUAUGGAGCAUGGCAUCAUACAGCAUGUGUCUAACAAGCACCCGUUUGUGGACAGCAACCUCCUCUACCAGUUCAGAAUGAACUUCCGGCGGAGGCGAAGACUGAUGGAGCUGCUCAAUGAGAAGUCCCCGUCCUCUCAGGAGACACAUGACAGUCCCUUCUGUCUGAGGAAGCAGAGCCAUGACAAUCGGAAAUCUACCAGCUUUAUGUCAGUCAGCCCCAGCAAGGAGAUCAAGAUCGUAUCUGCCGUGCGGAGGAGCAGUAUGAGCAGCUGUGGCAGCAGUGGCUACUUCAGCAGCAGCCCGACGCUCAGCAGCAGCCCCCCUGUGCUCUGCAACCCCAAAUCUGUGCUGAAGAGACCUGUCACUUCUGAGGAACUCUUGACUCCUGGGGCUCCAUACGCAAGGAAGACAUUUACGAUUGUUGGUGACGCAGUCGGCUGGGGCUUUGUGGUUCGGGGAAGUAAACCAUGCCACAUCCAGGCUGUGGACCCCAGUGGACCUGCAGCUGCUGCAGGGAUGAAGGUCUGUCAGUUUGUCGUCUCCGUCAACGGCCUCAACGUGCUGAAUGUAGACUACCGCACCGUGAGCAACCUGAUUCUGACAGGCCCACGGACAAUUGUCAUGGAAGUCAUGGAGGAGUUGGACUGCUGAGCAAGAAGGCAUCCCUGCUUGUACCCUCUCCCAGAGCAACCCAGCAAGGGCAUGGCAAGACUGCCAGGCAAAUGGAUAAUUCGGACAUUACAGAUCUUCUCUCUGACCAUAUACACCUUGGCUUUCAUACACUGUUUGAAUGUGAAAGAACCGAGUAACACAUCUUUAAAAAACCAAAACAUAGCAGGGGGAGUGGUGGCUCAAGUCUAUAAUCCUAGCAUUCAGGAGGGAGGGGCAGAAGUGCUGCAAGUUCAAGGCCAGCAUCCGCCAACAGUGUGAGGGCCUGUCUCAAAACCACAUGGGGGAUUUUUCCACAUAAGUGCACACACAUAUACACACGCACCAGAGCCCAGUUUAUAGUUCUCAAACAUUGCUCUUCAUGUUUUCGGGAAGUUGUUGUAACAUGGAAAAAUGCCAUUUUUAGAAGGUCCUAGAAUAGCUGCUACAUAGUUUAUGUCAUGUCUACUGUGCUUGGGUGGCAGGAAUAAGGAGCUAGCACCUGCAAUCUGGACUACUUAGGAUGCUGAGGCAGGAGGAUGAUACAACUCAAGGAUCACUUGAGUUCUCGUGGUGAUGUCAGCCUAGGCAACAUAGUAAAACCCCACAUUAAUUUAAAAAGGGGGGGGGGGUGUAACCAAAAUUAGCCUGAAUCUGUUAGGUAGGUCUAGAUUUCACCCAGCUGAAAAUGAAAGCAGCAUCCCCAGAAACAUGACCAGCUGACACGAAUUUCCAAGAAGGUCCUUAAGCUUUCAACAGCUUAGAAGCGGUCAUCACAAAGUAACUUUCUUCCUCCCUGUUUUAGGCUUUAGGUUUUUGUUGUUGUUGUUGUUGUUGUUGUUUGUUUAUCUGUUUUGAGAAGGAGUUUUGAGAAGGGGGUCUUGCUAGUUAGGCCCCUCCAGCUAUUGACUUCUUAAUUUCUGCCUUUGUCACCAGCAUUCAGUUUAGCCUGUUUCAGUUGUGGCGUGAAGUGAAAAAUAAAACAGACCGCAGGGCUGGGGAUGAGGGGGAUGGAUAAGGGAUGCCUCUCGACCACAGCCUGCCCCCUCUUUGCUCUCACUGGGCCUGUGUGGUUUUGCCUUAUGAGUCAGCUCCAGUAGCUUUCUGGUGGUCAUUUGAAAUAGUCAUACUGACUGUGAAAGCAAAGAGGUCUAUCCAUACCUGUGGAAGACUCAGAGUCAAACCUCUGGCAAGGUUGCGCUUGGCAAGCGUCCACAUGUAAGGGACUUGGCUUCAGUGCGACAAAACUUGAAACUCCAAAUGCCUUCUUAGCCUGGAUUUUUACAAGCCUUCUCGUGUAAUGGGAUGCAGUGCUCAUUUAGGGAUCUUCUUGCCACUCCAAGCUCCAUCUUGGUUUAGAUUUCUUCAUCUCACUUACGAAUGUUUCCUUAAUCUAGAAAAGACUUCCUUUGAACCACAUAUGGUACCAUGUUCCUGUAACCCCAGCACCCAGGACGUGGAGGCAGAAAGAUCAGGUGUUCAAAGGGGACCUGAGCUACAGGAGACCCUGGGUCAAAACAAAACAAAAAACAGUAGUAGGGGAGUGCAUUUGGGGUAUUGGUAUGUAGAGGAUAUUCCUCAAAGUGCCAAAUGAGAACCAUUUUACAUAAUGAAUUUUGAACAGAGAUGCUAUUUUCGAGUUAUGCAUCAACAAAAUGUUAAUGCCGAAGUGUUAUGCCUUAGUGAUUUCUUAAUGAGAAGUGAUCAUCAUGUUUUGGUAUUAGUAGAAUGAAUUUUAUUAACAUAUUAAUCCAACUUUUCUAGCUUUAGUAAGAAAAUAGGAUUUUGAAGUGCUGUGGGAUGGCUGAUAUUGUCAUUAUUUGAGAGAGAUUCUCUCUAUUCCACGUGAGUAUGUUUAUGUUGCUGUAGCAUUUAUUGAGCUCGUUCUCCUUGGCUCCUCCUCACACCCUUUAAGAUAGAUAUCAUUACCUUCACUUUUCAGGUGGGGAGACUAGGUCUGAGAAAAUUCAGUGAUCUUCAAGUUGAACCACCUGCUGUAACUACCAUGUGAUGUGCUACAGCCCAUCUCUCCAGUUCUCAAACCCCUUGCCUAUCUGGCCAGACUUCCUAUUUAGAGGUCUUACCCUCCGGGCUGUGCUAAGACCUUAUGGUUAUUUUGUUGUUAUUCUUGUUUUAUUGGUCCAAGAGGUGAGGACCAUCAUUCAUUUUAUGAAUGAUGAACCCUGUUCAUAAAUGGGUUGGUUCGUCGUAUGCUCAAAACAGCCAAGCUACUAAGUAGGAGGCCUUACCACACGGCUUUAAUUUCUGUCUGUUUUGUUUGUUGGUUUGUUUUGAGACAGUGUCAAGCUCCUGAUUCUGCACUUCCUAUAUGGGGUUACAGGCACACAGCCCCACACCUUAGAAGAUGAGUCUCAGCUGGUUUCUGUCUUUGGUGCUCCUUGGCUGACAAGAGAACAGGAGUACCCGUGGGGCACUGCAUCCUUCUUACUGCUCUCCUCCAAAUGCCCUUUACCUUGAACCCUAGAUCCUAUCAUUUCCCUUUAGCCAAACUCAACGCCACAGAAGCCCCUCCCUGUCAGGGAGAGAGUGAAGAACAGUUCAGCUGUUAUUUAAUCAUUCUUCUUAUCCCCAGUUUAAAGGCCAAGUGCCAGAGAACAUUUUCAUAAGACGGUGUUGGUGAUCGUGGUGCAUACCUCAGAUCCCAGCACUCUGGAAGCAGAGACAGGCAGAGGCAGAUCUCUGUGAGUUUGGGGUCAGCCUGGUCUACAGAGCUUGUUCUAGGA